AUAUUUGACCAUGUGACUGCUAACAAUUCCCGCGCUGCCGAAGGCAGAGGAAGUGCACGUGCGAAUAGCGUGACUUCCAGUUUGAAAUAUUUAACAUUUUGAUUUUGUCACCUUAAAAUUAGCAUUAAUGUUAUACAUAUCAGCUAAACUUAAAUCUUACUUAAUCCAGCAGUCGAUCUAAACACGUCUGGGAGAGCGCGUGGAGCAAUGCGCGUGUCAUAAUCACUGAGCCGCGGUUUUUUAAACUGAGUGGCAGUUCUGUAAUAUUGGCUUAUUUAAUCAUCGAAAUAUGAUUAAACUGAGCCGACCAUGGGCAGAAACCGCCCCGUCUGGACCCGCUCACAGUCUGCAGAUCCGGCGCGGCCCGCGGAGAACGAGGCCGAACCCAGCGGGUCGGAACCAGCCGGACUCAUCUCAGCAGCCUCGCAGGAAGACGUCCGGACCGACCCUGCUGAUCCAGAGGCAGGAGAUGGCCGCCUUCUUCAGACUGUUCGAUGAUGAUCUAAUACAAGACUUUCUGUGGAUGGACUGCUGCUGUAAACUUACAGACAAGUAUUUGUUGGCUAUGACAUUUGUGUACUUCAGGAGGGCUCGCUUCAGUCUCACUGAACACAGCAGAAUGAACUUCUUCCUUGCCCUCUAUCUGGCAAACACUAUGGAAGAAGAUGAAGAGGAAACCAAAUAUGAGAUCUUCCCCUGGGCUCUGGGAAAAAGCUGGAGGAAACAUUUCCCACGAUUCCUAAAGCAAAGAGACCAGUUGUGGGCACGCAUAGAGUACAGAGCGGCCGUCAGCAGACGAUGCUGUGAGGAGGUAAUGGCUAUUGUGCCAUCUCACUUCAUCUGGCAGCGCGAGCGUGCAGAGCAUCACAGCGGAGCUCAGAGACUGUACCAAAACCGUGAGGAGAUCCUUAUUCCCCGCGGGCCCUCUGCUUCUCCAGAGCCUUGUUUUCUCUGUGCAAAGACCUCUGCCCGUCCUGUGCCUCGUCCAUCCUCUAUUGGAGCCCGCUUUUCAAAUGUGCCACUGGAGGCCAUUGCACACAAGUCCCAAGCUUUACACGGGCCUAGUAAGAUCACCAAAGCUCAGCACACCUGUAAUUGUAUGACUAAAUCAGGAAAUGAUGCAUGUCAAGAUCAUUCAAUGGACUGGAUCAGUGAGGAGUAGCUUGGUUGCAACAUCAAGCAGAUCAUAACUGCCCAUUGACCAUAUCAGAGACACUUCAUCUGAGGGCCACAACAGAAUUUCAGUCUCUAAACUGACCUUGUGCAGCUUUGGUGUGAAUAGGAUAAUAGUCAUGUACAUUGUUCAUAAAAGAUGUAAAGAAUGUCUCAGAAAAUACUAUGUGAACGUUUGUACAUGUAUUUUACUGUAUAAUAAUCCUCAUCACUAUUUAUUUCUUAUUGUUGUGCAAAGUACUUUGCUCUUCAGUGUGCACUUUGUUACUCUCUUAUGUCUUAGACAUAAGUGUGAAUGAAAUGUUUAAGUGUUAAAUAUGGUAGGAUUAAUAAGUCUGUCUCUUAAAGAAGUUAACAUUUGGCUAAUAUAAAUACGAAUAAACACAUGAAAUUUAGUCCAUG
Molecule: messenger RNA, 1575 nt
Organism: Labeo rohita (rohu)
Lineage: Eukaryota; Metazoa; Chordata; Actinopteri; Cypriniformes; Cyprinidae
Gene: spdya
Product: speedy/RINGO cell cycle regulator family member A
Exons: 7
Coding region: 290-1162 (290 amino acids)
Biological process (GO): positive regulation of cyclin-dependent protein serine/threonine kinase activity
Molecular function (GO): protein kinase binding
Source: RefSeq, a predicted model, not a curated record